Messenger RNA from Dalotia coriaria, 851 nucleotides. Its product is annotated as superoxide dismutase [Cu-Zn]. Gene Ontology annotation, biological process: superoxide metabolic process. Lineage: Eukaryota; Metazoa; Arthropoda; Insecta; Coleoptera; Staphylinidae. The record is from RefSeq and is a predicted model, not a curated record. The transcript is spliced from 5 exons. Bases 151 to 735 code for a protein of 194 amino acids. Gene Ontology annotation, molecular function: copper ion binding.
ACAAAAAUCAGUCAUUGCAUUGUUUGCAAAGUGAAAACAUCGAAAAAAUCACAAGAUUUAGUGUUUCUACGGUGAUAUAUUGUGCUACAAGUGAUUAAGUGUGACUUUAAUAGACUAUUUUGUUGUUUGUACUACAAAUCGAAAGUUAAAAUGUUGCGGUUAAGUUUUUUCGCGUUGUGUUUCGUGGUUUGCGUCUAUGCUGAGCAUCAAGCUACUGUGACGCUGAGCGGCGAGAAAGUGAAAGGCGUUGUAAAGUUCACGAAAACCGACAAAGGUGUCGUUGUUGAGGGCAAUGUCACUGGUUUAACACCGGGGAAACACGGUUUUCACGUGCAUCAAUUCGGUGAUCUCAGCAACGGCUGCGCCACCACCGGCGGACAUUUCAAUCCGUUAAAAAAAAAUCAUGGCGCCCGUGACGCUACCGAACGCCACGUUGGAGAUCUCGGCAACAUUGAAGCUGACGACAAAGGUGUCGCCACUAUCUCCCUGACAGACCACGUUAUUGACCUUGAGGGUGACAAUAACAUCAUCGGCCGCGCUAUUGUAGUGCAUGAGGGCGAGGAUGACUACGGUCUUGGUGGUCAUGAUGAUUCACUCACCACUGGACACGCUGGUGGACGUGUGGCAUGCGGCAUCAUUGGCCGAUUAGUCAAUCGUGGAUUAAACGUGUCGCCAUCGCUGUUUCUUACUGUUAUCACCAGUUUUGUUAUCACUCUUGGAUUUUACCGUCGUUAAAACUUAAAAUUGUUUUUUUUUUAUUUUUAUUUCUUUGAAUUCUUAAUUUUUUGUUAUUUUUACGUUAUUCUUUUUUAAUAUCUUAAGUAAUAAAUAAUAAAAUGUUAUAAAAAUUA